Messenger RNA from Penaeus vannamei (Pacific white shrimp), 633 nucleotides. NCBI's taxonomy places the organism in Eukaryota, Metazoa, Arthropoda, Malacostraca, Decapoda, Penaeidae. The record is from RefSeq and is a predicted model, not a curated record.
AUGGCCCCCACCCCCGCCCCCAAGGGUAACUACGGCCCACCCCCUCCCCCCCAAGGGACACUAUGGCCCCCCACCCCCGCCCCCAAGGGACACUAUGGCCCCCACCCCCCGCCCCCAAGGGUAACUACGGCGCCCCACCCGUUCCCCCUGCCGGUCCCCGUCCCUUCAGGCAACUACGGGCCUCCCCCAGUCCCCGUCGCCCCCGUGCCGGUGCCCUCCGAUAACUACGGCCUCCCCCCAGUCCCCACUGACAACUACGCGCCCCCACCCCUUCCCGUCGCCCCUGUGCCAGUCCCCACUGACAGCUACGGCCUCCCCCCAGUCCCGCCGCCCCCGUGCCAGUCCCCACUGACAGCUACGGCCUCCCCCCAGUCCCCGCCGCCCCCGUGCCAGUCCCCGCCGCCCCUUGCCAGUCCCACUGACAGCUACGCCUCCCCCAGUCCCUCCGCCCCCGUGCCAGUCCCCACUGACAACUACGCACCCCCACCCCUUCCCGUCGCCCCUGUGCCAUUCCCCACAGACAACUACGGUGUUUCCCCCGCCCCUAUCGCCCCGCCCCUGCCCCUGUGGCUCCCGUCCCCUUCCCCACGGGGAGCUACAAUCCCCUCCUUCCCCCUCGGCCCCCCUGCCUGA